GAGGCCCCGCGCGCGCCUUUCGCUUGUGGAUCCCCAGCGCCAGGGGGAGGAGGAAAGGCUCAUCCAUCCAACCAGAGCCUAUCGGCCUGCUGCGUGCUUCCCCCUCCCCAGAUGUAAGUCUCCCACAAAGGAACUGAAGUUCAAAUAAGGCUGCUUCAGCCUUGCAAGAAAUGAUGAACUCACGAUUUUAAAACCAGAAUGCCGAGUUCUCUCCUACCAAAAGGAAGCCUGUGUCUCAACAGUAAUACUGUACAGACACAUGGCCAAGCUGUGAAAAAUCUUUAAAAAAAAAAAAACCAAAGGGAAUAUUUUUGUAGAACAUCUAGAUAUUUGCUUAUUCAACUUCAGUGCAGCAUAUAAAGCUUUUUGGCUAUAGACUUCAGGCUACCGUCACAGAAGAGUUGUGUGUAUGAUACCAACAGCCAAGUGAGAUGUCACGGCUCCUGUGGACCAACGGUACUGACCAGCUUUGAUGAAAGCUCGCUAAGGACAGAAGAAAGAAGACUAAGGAGGCAGGAUUUUAUGAAGUUCUUUGCGGAAGAAUAUUUGACCAGAAAUAGAGGAUCAUGAUGACAACAAAAUUCAUCUGUUUCAUGCUUAUAGCUGCUGUAGGAACUGCUGCUAGCAAAACACAAGAAUUUGAAGACAAUGAUGAGGAAAGAGAACAAGAAUUCAUUUAUAUGAACAGAUACAAGCGUUCCAGUGAUCCACAGGACAAAUGUACCUAUACCUUUAUUGUACCUCAACAGAGAGUGACAGGUGCCAUUUGUGUGAAUUCUAAGGAACCUGAGGUUCUCCUUGAAAACAGGGUAAAUAAACAAGAAUUACAGUUACUUAACAAUGAACUCCUUAAACAAAAGAGACAAAUAGAAACUCUCCAACAACUGGUAGAGGUAGAUGGUGGGAUUGUUAAUGAGGUCAAGCUCUUAAGAAAAGAGAGCAGAAAUAUGAACUCUCGUGUCACACAACUCUAUAUGCAGUUAUUACAUGAAAUUAUCCGAAAACGGGACAAUGCCUUGGAACUUUCCCAACUUGAGAAUAAGAUUUUGAAUCAAACUGCAGACAUGCUGCAGCUUGCAAACAAAUACAAAGACUUAGAGUACAAGUAUCAACAUUUGAUGUCAAUUGCAAAUAAUCAGUCAAUAAUAAUUAACCAGCUAGAAGAAUACUGUCAAAGAAUGCCAUCCAUAAAGCCUCUGCCACAAACUCCACAGCCGCCAAGCAAAGUGUACCAGCCUCCUACUUACAAUCGUAUGAUUAAUCAGAUAUCUACUAAUGAGAUUCAGAGUGAUCAGAACUUAAAGGUUCUCCCACCUACCUUACCAACCAUGCCUGCAGUUACUAGUAUUCCCACUUCAACUGAUAAACCAUCUGGACCCUGGAGAGACUGUCUACAAGCAUUAGAAGAUGGCCAUGACACAAGCUCCAUCUACCUUGUAAAGCCAGAAAACACAAACCGACUCAUGCAGGUCUGGUGUGAUCAACGGCAUGACCCCGGUGGCUGGACAGUCAUUCAAAGACGGCUGGAUGGUUCUGUCAACUUUUUCAGAAACUGGGAGACAUACAAGCAAGGAUUUGGUAAUAUAGAUGGAGAAUAUUGGCUUGGCCUAGAAAAUAUUUAUUGGUUAACAAAUCAAGGCAACUACAAACUGCUCAUAACAAUGGAAGACUGGUCAGGUCGAAAAGUAUUUGCUGAGUAUGCUAGCUUCAGACUGGAGCCAGAAAGUGAGUAUUACAAGCUGAGACUGGGACGCUACAAUGGCAAUGCAGGAGACUCUUUCACUUGGCACAAUGGUAAACAGUUCACCACAUUGGACCGGGACCAUGAUGUAUACACAGGUAAUUGUGCUCAUUACCAAAAGGGAGGAUGGUGGUACAACGCAUGUGCUCAUUCAAAUCUCAAUGGAGUUUGGUAUCGCGGCGGACACUACCGCAGUCGUUAUCAGGAUGGCGUUUACUGGGCUGAAUUCCGGGGGGGAUCAUACUCACUGAAGAAAGUUGUUAUGAUGAUAAGACCUAACCCCAACACAUUCCACUGAAAUAAUUUUUCCCUUGGCUAGCUUUCUCGUUCUGUUCUAAAAAAAAAUACGUAAAGCUAUACUUUUAUUACCUGGAAUUAUCUUUUCAGAAAUAAUAAGGAAUGUAAGAUAUUGUACAUUUAUUGCUAAAAUGUGAGGGCUUGUAUAUUGUGUUUCUAAGAAUCAUUCCAGGAAAAUAAAAGCUGAAGAAAAAGGAAAGUGACAUAAAAUUCAGAACCCCUCUUUAUACUAAAAGCUGUUAUAUUUUGCCUGUUAGAAUUGACGUGUGAGAUAGACUGUAGAGAGAUUGUCUGGUUUUUAUGCCCUGUAAAUUAAAUUUGGAUGCUAAAAAUACUGCCACAACACUUAAAUAUUUUUAAAUGUUAUAUUAUGUAUAAAUAUUCUCAAUUUACAAACUGUACAGCAAGAGUUUUAUUAUUAUUAUGAGCAAUUACUUGACGCAGGAAAUCAUAUCCUUUGAACUAGGUAGCUGGUAUAUGUACAGUAGUGUGAUUAUUCUAAUUUAAUCUUUGUUAAUUUGCAUUAAUAAAAUUAGUACGUAUAACUUGAA
Lagopus muta (rock ptarmigan) is the source of this 2589-nucleotide messenger RNA. RefSeq names its product angiopoietin like 2 (gene ANGPTL2). Bases 567 to 2039 code for a protein of 490 amino acids. The transcript has 5 exons. Lineage: Eukaryota; Metazoa; Chordata; Aves; Galliformes; Phasianidae. The record is from RefSeq and is a predicted model, not a curated record.